This is a messenger RNA of Saprolegnia parasitica CBS 223.65, 1482 nucleotides long. RefSeq lists its product as hypothetical. Bases 1 to 1482 code for a protein of 493 amino acids. The transcript is spliced from 3 exons. Lineage: Eukaryota; Oomycota; Saprolegniomycetes; Saprolegniales; Saprolegniaceae. The record is from RefSeq and is a predicted model, not a curated record.
AUGCUGACCAAGGAACCGCUGACGACGGAGCGCGUCUCGUACAUUGCGUCGUUUGACACGCACGCGGACGGCCACGAGUAUGGCGAGACCAAGACGCCCGGCGAGAUCGAAGACGGCGCGCUGCGGGGCGGCGAUGCCCCCGUGUACACAUCGCCCGAGGUGCUCGCGAUCCUCUACCAGUACGCGAUGGUCGGCAUCGUCUACGGCGGCUUCACCGUGAUGAAGUACCCGAUUCUGACCGGGUACUUUGCGCUCGAGACCAACGUCUUGAGCUCGGCGACCGCGCUCCUGACGCUCGGCUGGUCGCUCAAGGUCGUCUUUGGCAUGCUCAACGACUGCUUUCCCAUCUUUGGCUACCACCGCAAGCCGUACAUGCUCAUCGGCUGGUCGCUGUGCGCGCUCUUGCUGGUCGUGCUCGCGUCGAUGAUUUACGCCACGCGCUUUGUGUUUGCGGCCAUCAUUGGUGCCAUCUGCGGCUUUUGCCUCAACUCGGAGCGCUUUGCCGGCGACUUUGACUGGGACAUUGGCGUCAACGGGUACUUUUGGAUUUUGGCCAUUCCGUCCGUCAUCAACAUUCCGGUCGUGUGGUUCUUCAUCAAGGACACGAAGCACGAGGCCGUCCAGUUCAGCGUCUACUUCAACCAGCUCUGGACGCUCGUCCAGAAGCGCGCGGUGUGGCAAGUGCUCGUCUUCAACUUCUUCUUCAACUUCUUCACGGGCAGCAUCGGGUCGACGGCGGGGUCGUACGUCGCCUUGUACUGGGCCAAAGUCGAGAACCUCAACAGCGCCAUCAUGGGCGUCGUCGGCAACAUCAUCUUUGCCGUCAUCCUCUACCUCACGGGCAUGUACGGCACGCACUGGAACUGGCGCUACUUUUUGACCAUCUACGACGUGUACCGCAACCAGUGGUUCUACCUCGGCGUGCCUGUCCUUGAAAACAUCCCCACCGGCAUCAACUUUGUCGUUGGCACGUACGUCAUUGUCGAGCUCGCCGAGUCGGGCAACGAAGGCGUCAUGUACGGUCUCUUGACGACGAUCUCGAACCUCCCGAGCACCUUUGGCUCGAUGAUCACCAACAUCAUCGACGGCUCGCUCGACUACAACAAGAAGCUCAUCAAGGCCGACGCGCCCGAGACGCGCGACCAGGUCGCGUACUCGUACUUUGUCGCGUACGGCUCGGUGCUCCUCGGGUGUUUUUGCGUCUUCUUGCUGCCCAACCAAAAGGCGGCGGUCGCCGAGCUCAAGAAGAACGGCGGGAGCCAGCCCAAGGUCGCGGCCGCCAUCUUCUUCAUCCUCUUUGCAGUGCUCUGCACGUCCAUCACGGGCAACCUCAGCUCCAUGUUCGAGUCGACGCGCUGCAUGCGUCUCGCGGGCGGAGCUGGCUGCAAAGAGGCCCCGCCCAGCGCGUACCUCGCGGGCAUCUUUGUGCCAGUCGGUCUCGCGGCGCUCUUGAUCGCCAAGAUCGCGUACUCGCGCCGCUAA